This is a messenger RNA of Selaginella moellendorffii, 1535 nucleotides long. Its product is annotated as golgin subfamily A member 6-like protein 7. The transcript is spliced from 3 exons. The record is from RefSeq and is a predicted model, not a curated record. The coding region runs from base 1 to 1383 and encodes 460 amino acids. Lineage: Eukaryota; Viridiplantae; Streptophyta; Lycopodiopsida; Selaginellales; Selaginellaceae.
AUGUGUCUUCGUCCACCAGAAGAAGAGAUCCAUUGGCGGGCUCUGAAGAGCUCUUGCUUUCUGCCGGUGGGAGAUCAAGCCUCGGGCGGUGAUGGAGGCCGCCAUUGGAGUGAACAGUGGCCUCCUCGAUCUCCGGCGGGCUCAGCUCGGAGCUGGAGCGGGGUUUUUCUCCGGAAGCAGCAGAAGAACGAGAAGGAGAUGGAGGAUCCGAACAAGGAUUCAAGCGGCGGCGAUGAUCAGGUCACAGUGACGAUCCACUUCGCUGAGCCGGAUCUGGUCUACACUAUCCACUACAGCGGUGGAGUGCUGGCGCAGGCAGCCUUCGAUGAGAGCGUUGAGAAGGGGAUCUCUCAGUUCCUGGAAGCGACGGGGCUGUCCAAGGAGGACUUUGUGAGCCAUCCGGAAGGUAUGUGGUUCUGGUCCCAGGAGGAAACGGCGAGGCAGAAGGGUGUGGCGAUGGCCAGAGCUGUGAUGCUGAAUCCGCAGCAGGAGCAGCUGGGGCGGCUGCAGAGCGAGAAGAAUCAGCUGAAGUACCAGCUGCUUGCCGCGCAGGAGGAGCUAAAGGGGAAGGCGGAGUCCGAGAAGCAGCAGGUGAUGAUCAGGGAGGCCGAGCAGCAGCAGAUGAAGAUCAGGGAGGCGGCUCAGAAGGAGGCGAGGAAGCAGGAGGAGGAGGCUGCGAAGGUGGCGAAGAAGAGGCAUGACCAGCUGGUGAGCCACAUCGACAGCCUCCAGCGCCAGCUGCGAGAGAAGCGGGAGGAGCUGGACACGCACAAGAAGCUCCUCCGGGAGCAGCGAGAUCUGCUGGACAAGCAGAGCGAGCUUGUCCAGCAGGAGGUUGACAAGCAGCUUCUCCUCCAGCAAGCCGAGCACGAAGCCGAAAAGCUUCUCCUCCAGGAGAAGGUCAUGGAGAAGCUAGAGCUCUACAAUGCGGAGAGGCGCUACCGGGACAAUGACACAAAGCAGAAGAAAUCCCUCCAGAAGGACCUGGAGAGAAAGAAGGUGGAGAAAGUGACUGAUGAGAUGACGAUCGUGGGCCUGGAGAAGCAGAUAGGGGAGCUUAGCAGCAGGGUGGUGAGCCUGGACCAGGAGAAUGGGAAGCUCAGGAGCAGGGUGGCGACCCUGGAGCAGGAGAAUGGGAAGCUCAGCAGCAGGGUGGCGAGCCUGGAGCAGGAGAAUGGGAAGCUCAGCAGCAGGGUGGCGAGCCUGGAGCUCCAGAACUCCACGCUCGUGCAGAAGAACGAGGAGAUGAGCACCCUGUUCCUCAAGGAGAUGAAGGAGCUGCGGGACAUGAUGAGCACUCAGGAGAAGGAGCACAAGAUCACCGUUGGAGCCCUGUGCAAAAGGAUUGACGAGCUCGAGACCGGUCGUCGGGUGCCGGGAUAAGCUUCCUCUUCCCAUCGAUGGAUCGAAUCGAUCGAUGCCAGCUUUUUUCCUUUUAGUUUCUGGCUUUCUACCAUCGCCUCCUUUAUUUUCUGGUUAGCUACUACGUUUUGUACAUGAAUAUAUCUACAACGAUCCCCCUGGGAUUCUCGUCA